Molecule: messenger RNA, 1185 nt
Organism: Symbiodinium necroappetens
Lineage: Eukaryota; Dinophyceae; Suessiales; Symbiodiniaceae
Source: the annotation of a GenBank genome assembly
AUGCCUUUGCGGGUCACGAAAUGUCUUUCUGGCUGUGAGGACUUGUCCGCAAACACACGGCAGGGAUACAAAUGGCACGCUCAAAUUGUGGGAGACGACUUCUUCCACAAGAAGCACUGCACUGCCCCGGGCUUCUUGAAAGCAUGCCGGCCCUUUCCGCACAUCAAGAUCUCUGACCUACGGGCGUCCUUGGAUAAAAACGAACACGGCAGCUGGAUUCUGUCAGGACCGCUGAACGACUGGCCUGGCCUGGUUGGGCUAGAGUUCGUGUCCAUCACUUGUAAAGUUCGGUCGGUGAUGGGAACAGCAGUUCGACGCCUCUGGCUGCAUGGUUCAGCAGAGGACACUGGGCCGAUGGAGGUGCUCCAGGCGCUCUCUGACAAGACUCUGCGCUCCUUGCGUGGGACGUUUCGGGCGCCCACGUGGACAAGUGUCGGCUGGUCUCCCUCCUCCCCUGGCUUCCUGCUCUGGCACGCCUCGGGUUACGGCGGAGGGCUCCUGCACGGCUCUGCCACGGUAGACUUCGCUAGGAGUAACAAGGAGGCUGCAGAAGCUACAGCGACGAACGUGCACUUCUUCACCCAUCGUUAUGCCAAGGCCACGGAAGGCAUCAAAGACCGGCUGAUUUGGCAUGGUGCUAUCCUCAUCGAGUGGAGCCACCAGCGCUUCGUAAGUGUUGUGGAGCUCGCAUGGCUGAACGGCCUCGGCGGCUACCAUGGCCGGUGCAACUGGUGCCGGGACAAGUUGGCUGACCCAACGGCCAUCUACGCAGGAAUGCCUGACAGCAUGAAGGUUCCCUGGCAGCAGCAUCUGGCAGAGAUCCGUAUGGUCGACACAGAGAUGAAGAGCUUCCAGGAGUUCGAGGCCUUUCUCCACGAGUUCAGCGGUGCCGGCUCUCUCAGCAUCAAGGAGCAACGGUUCUUCGAUCCUUAUGUGGCAUUCUCUGGACAGGUCCGGCUCGAGCGUCGAUCUUUGUCGGACAUCUUGGGCUACUUGCUCAACUACAGCGCUCGCAACCCACACUACGAGGAAGCCCGCCGCAAUUGCCAAACUUUUGCUGCAGACUUCUUUUCGAUGCUUACGGGCCAAGAAGGCGUACAACCCACUCAGGCCUUCUGCGCCCCGGCGGCGUUUUUGUUAUUUUGGUGCUGCAUAGAUAUGACGUUGGCGUUUAUGGGCGCUUAG